Messenger RNA from Talaromyces proteolyticus, 1586 nucleotides. RefSeq names its product S-adenosyl-L-methionine-dependent methyltransferase. The record is from RefSeq and is a predicted model, not a curated record. NCBI's taxonomy places the organism in Eukaryota, Fungi, Ascomycota, Eurotiomycetes, Eurotiales, Trichocomaceae. Bases 225 to 1277 code for a protein of 350 amino acids. Gene Ontology annotation, molecular function: methyltransferase activity. The transcript is spliced from 8 exons.
GGAGGUGAUGGGCUGGCCUAGCGUCCGCCAUCUGCGUGCGACAACAAUGACCUUUGUUCAUUAUUAUUCCAGCACUCUUUUCCCUCUUUGUCUUGAGAUCGCUUACACUUCUCUGCAUCUCAUGGCAGGUGUGCUACAGCAUUCCAGCAACCCUCAAGAUUCAUAUCCUAGCCUUGUUGAGCCUUGUUGAAGCUUGAUACCCCGAAUCUGGCACUAACGCGACCAUGACGAUUGGCGCAGAUCGUGACGAUUCGGAUGUUAGUUCAAUCUUUUCGGCCAGAUCGACUACGACUGCGCCGACAGAAUGGAGUGGCAGGGAUGGGACGAACACAGAGACGGACAGCGAUAUGAUGUCUCUUAUGAGCAGCAUGUACGACUCGACCCACUCAAUAUCGUCCAGUGUGUUAAAUUAUCACUUUGAGAAUGGCCGUCGAUAUCAUGCAUACCACGAGGGUAAAUAUAUUAUGCCCAACGAUGUUCAAGAGCAGAAUAAGCUUAUGCUAGUCCAUCUGUGCUACGAACUUGUUUUCGACGGACGACUUCAUUUAGCACCCAUAAACAACCCGCAAAACGCCCUUGAUAUUGGCACGGGCCGAGGGGACUGGGCUAUUGAUUUCGCCGAGAGAUAUCCCUCCACGCAAGUCAUCGGAAUCGACCUAAGUCCGAUCCAGCCGCUUUGGGUCCCGCCCAACCUCACAUUCGAGAUCGACGACGCAGAAGACGAUUGGGUAUACAGCACGCAAUUCGACUACAUCCACACACGCACCCUCUGUGGCGGCAUUCGAGACUGGCCACAAUUUCACAAACGGGCAUUUGACAACUUACGGCCGGGCGGUUGGCUUGAAAUGCAGGAGAACGAUGCCUGGUUCCAGUGCGAGGAUGGCACAUGUCCUAAAUGGACCAAAAUUUUCCUCGAAAAGCUAGACGAGGCGAGUAUAAUGAGUGGGAACCGCUUGAACGUCGCCGCGGAUCAGAAACAACAUAUGAUCAAUGCUGGCUUCGCUAAUGUCCACGAUGACAUUUUCAAGUUGCCCUUGAGUACUUGGCAUGAUGAUCCGCGGUGGAAAGAGAUUGGCCAGAUUCGCGGUUUGGCGAUGAACCAGGGUGUCGAAGGUUACAGUCUGGCGUUGUAUACACGGUAUUUAGGAUGGACAUCUGCACAAGUGCACGACUUGCUAGCUAAAGUGCGAGGAGAAUUCAAUGAUGUCAAUAAUCGAAUGUAUAUUGCUGUUCACGUCGUAUACGGACAAAAGCUAGAAGAAAGUGUCCAAGCUUGAGCGAGUGAGAAUAACAAUGAGACCACGACUUACAUUAUUAGCGUCAUUUACUGCCCUAUACCAUCUCAUUUCAACAAUAUAUGUUCAAUCUUGCGACCGAUCUCCCGUAUUUUUUGUUAAUAGAGUACCUGCGCAUGCCUGUAUCAAUUGAACCAUCUUCAAAACGACUUUUUAUGACAAUCAAUCUCAGUUAUACCGUAAAAUAAAUAUCACUACUAAAUUACCCGAGUCAUUUUCUAUAGCCCAGAUAUCUCCAAUAUACAGAAUUGAUUCUCUUACUUCCAAGAAUAUCAAGACAGGACCCAAGUC